CUUUGUCCACUCAGCACUCUUCUCUCUCCAUCUUUCACAUGGGCCUCUCCCACCAUCGGGUCUCAGCCCCAUCUCUCUCUCUCUCGGCCCCCCUCAUUAUUUCUCCCUCUCCCUCCGCCUCUCCAUCUCUCCUUCCUCCCCCUCCCUCCCCCUUCCCCCCUUUCCUCUCCCUCCCUCUCGGCUCCAGCAUUUCCCCUCGGCGGCCAGCGGCUCCGACAUCAUGCUCCGGCUCCUCCGGCCGCUGCUGCUACUGCUGCUGCUGCUGCCUCCCCCGGGGUCCCCUGAGCCCCCCGGCCUGACCCAGCUGUCCCCGGGGGCGCCCCCGCAGGCCCCCGACUUGCUCUACGCUGACGGGCUGCGCGCCUACGCCGCCGGGGCUUGGGCGCCGGCCGUGGCGCUGCUGCGGGAGGCGCUGCGGAGCCAGGCGGCGCUGGGCCGGGUGCGGCUGGAUUGCGGGGCGAGCUGCGCGGCCGAUCCGGGCGCCGCGCUCCCCGCCGUGCUUCUCGGGGCCCCGGAGCCCGACUCCGGGCCGGGACCCACACAGGGGUCCUGGGAGCGACAGCUCCUCCGUGCAGCGCUCCGCCGCGCAGACUGCCUGACCCAGUGCGCAGCACGGAGGCUGGGCCCCGGGGGCGCGGCGCGGCUUCGCGUGGGGAGCGCGCUCCGGGACGCCUUCCGCCGUCGGGAGCCCUACAACUACCUGCAGAGGGCCUAUUACCAGUUGAAGAAGCUGGAUCUGGCAGCUGCAGCAGCACACACCUUCUUUGUAGCAAACCCCAUGCACCUGCAGAUGCGGGAGGACAUGGCUAAGUACAGACGAAUGUCGGGAGUUCGGCCCCAGAGCUUCCGGGACCUGGAGACGCCCCCACACUGGGCAGCCUAUGACACAGGCCUGGAGCUACUGGGGCGCCAGGAGGCAGGACUGGCACUGCCCAGGCUAGAAGAGGCUCUGCAGGGGAGCCUGGCCCAGAUGGAGAGCUGCCGUGCUGACUGCGAGGGGCCGGAAGAGCAGCAGGGGGCUGAAGAAGAGGAGGAUGGGGCUGGGAGCCAGGGGGGCCUCUAUGAGGCCAUUGCAAGACACUGGAUUCAGGUCCUGCAGUGCCGGCAACGUUGUGUGGGGGAAACAGCCACACGCCCUGGUCGCAGCUUCCCUGUCCCAGACUUCCUUCCCAACCAGCUGAGGCGGCUACAUGAGGCCCAUGCUCAGAUGGGCAGUCUGUCCCAGGCUAUAGAAAAUGUCCUGAGUGUCCUGCUCUUCUACCCGGAGGAUGAGGCUGCCAAGAGGGCUCUGAACCAGUACCAGGCCCAGCUGGGAGAGCCAAGACCUGGCCUCGGACCCAGAGAGGACAUCCAGCGCUUCAUCCUCCGAUCCCUGGGGGAGAAAAGGCAGCUCUACUAUGCCAUGGAGCACCUGGGGACCAGCUUCAGGGAUCCUGACCCCUGGACCCCUGCAGCUCUCAUCCCUGAGGCACUUAGAGAAAAGCUCAGAGAGGAUCAAGAGAAGAGGCCUUGGGACCAUGAGCCUGCGAAGCCAAAGCCCUUGACCUACUGGAAGGAUGUACUUCUCCUGGAGGGUGUGACCUUGACGCAGGAUUCCAGGCAGCUGAAUGGGUCGGAGCGGGCGGUGUUGGAUGGGCUGCUCACCCCAGCCGAGUGUGGGGUGCUGCUGCAGCUGGCUAAGGAUGCAGCUGGGGCUGGAGGCAGGUCUGGCUAUCAUGGUCGCCGCUCCCCUCACACCCCCCAUGAACGCUUCGAGGGGCUCACAGUGCUUAAGGCUGCGCAGCUGGCCCGGGCUGGGACAGUGGGCAGUCAGGGUGCUAAGCUGCUUCUGGAGGUAAGCGAGCGGGUGCGGACCUUGACCCAGGCCUACUUCUCCCCGGAACGUCCCCUGCAUCUGUCCUUCACCCACCUGGUGUGCCGCAGCGCCAUAGAAGGAGAGCAAGAGCAGCGCAUGGACCUAAGUCACCCAGUGCAUGCAGACAACUGCGUCCUGGACCCUGACACGGGAGAGUGCUGGCGGGAGCCCCCAGCCUACACCUAUCGUGACUACAGCGGACUCCUCUACCUCAACGAUGACUUCCAGGGUGGGGACCUGUUCUUCACGGAGCCCAACGCCCUCACUGUCACGGCUCGGGUGCGUCCUCGCUGUGGGCGCCUUGUGGCCUUCAGCUCCGGUGUCGAGAAUCCCCAUGGGGUGUGGGCCGUGACCCGGGGACGGCGCUGUGCCCUGGCACUGUGGCACACGUGGGCACCUGAGCACAGAGAGCAGGUAAGGAGUGGGGUAGGAAGGCUCACAGUCGGUGAGGGUCAGGGGCUGAGCUGGCCCAGGGCAGGUGGGUGCAGGGAACUGGCCACACUCUCCUCCCCAACCCCAGGAGUGGAUAGAAGCCAAAGAACUGCUGCAGGAGUCACAGGAGGCGGAGGAAGAGGAAGAGGAAGAAAUGCCCAGCAAAGACCCUUCCCCAGAGCCCCCUAGCCGCAGGCACCAGAGGGUCCAAGACAAGACUGGAAAGGCACCUCGGGUUCGGGAGGAGCUGUGAGUGGCUGAGCCAGCUCCUUGAGGAUGUGGCCACUUGACUUGUGGAAGGCCAUCUUGAUGCCAGGACCCACGGGAAGCCUCUGUGUGACAUCAGGAGCAGAACAGCAAGCUCUCUGUCCCUGCACCCCCACCAUCUUGGGGACCUACAAGGGCCUGGACUCAGAGGACAGUGCAUAGGCUAGCCUGGAGCUCACCAGGCCUGGGGAGCUGGGACUGGGCCCAGCUGCCGGACCUGCAGCCCUGGACACAUGGGGAACACUGUGCCUCCCUGAACGGAAAUGGCAGGGGAGGAGGCUGAUGCUUUAAAUGAAGGGAUGGUGGGGUUGGGGGGUAUAACCCUGCUCCUCUCUCCCAGUCUGUGCAAUAAAGGUCGUGAAGAUCUCUCA
Molecule: messenger RNA, 2925 nt
Organism: Pongo pygmaeus (Bornean orangutan)
Lineage: Eukaryota; Metazoa; Chordata; Mammalia; Primates; Hominidae
Gene: P3H3
Product: prolyl 3-hydroxylase 3
Exons: 14
Coding region: 221-2476 (751 amino acids)
Biological process (GO): collagen metabolic process
Cellular component (GO): endoplasmic reticulum
Molecular function (GO): L-ascorbic acid binding; procollagen-proline 3-dioxygenase activity; protein binding
Source: RefSeq, a predicted model, not a curated record